This is a messenger RNA of Leucoraja erinaceus (little skate), 5980 nucleotides long. Its product is annotated as leucine-rich repeat-containing protein 74A-like. Gene Ontology annotation, molecular function: protein binding. Bases 1295 to 3067 code for a protein of 590 amino acids. NCBI's taxonomy places the organism in Eukaryota, Metazoa, Chordata, Chondrichthyes, Rajiformes, Rajidae. The transcript has 13 exons. The record is from RefSeq and is a predicted model, not a curated record.
AAUUUACACAUGCACCAAGCCAAUUAACCUACAGACCUGCACGUCUUUGGAGUGUGGGAGGAAACCGAAGAUCUCGGGGAAAACACACGCAGGUCACGGGGAGAACGUACAAACUCCGUACAGACAGCACCCGUAGUCGGAAUCGAACCCGGAUCUCCGGCGCUGCAAGCGUGUGAGGCAGCGACUCUACCGGCAUCAUAUUCAGCAUUAACAUUAUGGGCUGAAAGGCCUGUUCAUGUCCCGGCCUACUCAACCUCUCCCUAUAGCUCACACCCUCUAGUCCUGGCAACAUCCUUGUAAAUCGUCUCUGUAUCCUUUCCAGCUUAACAAUAUCUUUCCUAUAACACGGUGCCCAGAAGUGAACACAAUAUUCUAAAUGCGACCUCACCAACGUCUGAUACAACUGCAACAUGACCUCCCAACUUCUAUACUCAAUACUGCACUCAAUUCUCUGUGAUUUCUUGCGGUCUUGGAUGGAACUGAGUAGAUUGGGCCCUGCAUAGUGGCCAUUCAGUGGCAGGGAAGAGUGUGUUGAGUCGACACACCCCAGAUAGACACAAAGUGCUGGAAUAACUAAGCGGGUCAAGGAUAGGAUGGGUGACCUUUCAGGUCGAGACCCUUCUUCCACAUAGCCAGCUCACUUUGACCUUCAACAGUUUGAGUAUUGAGUAUAGAGGUUGGGAGGUCAUGUUGCAGUUGUAUAAGUUAGUGAGACUGCAUUUAGAAUAUUGUGUUCAGUACUGGGCACCAUGUUGUAGGAAAGAUAUUGUCAAGCUUGAAAGGGUUCAGAAAAGAAUUACGAGGAUGUUGCCAGGACUAGAGGGUGUGAGCUGUCGGGAGAGGUUGAGUAGGCUGGGUCUCUAUUCCAUGGAGCGCAGGAGGAUGAGGGGUGAUCUUAUAGAGGUGUACAAAAUCAUGAGAGGAAUAGAUCGGGUAGACACACAGAGUCUCUUGCCCAGAGUCGGGGAAUAAAGGACCAGAGGACAUAGGUUCAAGGUGAAGGGGAAAAGAUUUAAUAGGAAUCCGAGGGGUAUCUUUUUCACACAAAGGGUGGUGGGUGUAUGGAACAAGCUGCCAGAGGAGGUAGCUGAGGCUGGGACUAUUCCAAUGUUGGAUGGGUACAUGGAUAGGGCAGGUUUGGAGGGAUAUGGACCAAGCGCAGGCAGGUGGGACAUGUUGGCCGGUGUGGGUGAGUCGGGACGAAGGGCCUGUUUCCACACUGUAUCACUCUAGUACUCUUUGACCCUUGCCUUUCCCUCAGUUGGCCUUCAGCACUCACAGCGUUUCCAGCCAGAUGAGUUCCCUAGUGUACGCCGUGGAUAGCAUCGAGUCCCUCUGCGAUGAGCCCAUGGACAGGAUCUUGGAAAGGACCAGCGAAGACGACUUUGACACUGACGUGGAGAUUGACGUGAAAUCCUCGGGAGAGAGCCAGAGCGAGGAGCAGAUAUACCGCAAGGCGUGCGAGGAGGUUGGAGUCAGCCCUAUGUCUUACUUCCUUCGGCACUACAAAGAUGUCCGACUCAACCUGAACUAUCGCUGCAUAUCAGCCAAAGCCCUGAAGGCCCUCUCCAUCUCCCUCGUGACUAAUACAGUGGUGACCAUCCUAGACCUGGAAUACGAUGGGAUUGAUGCAGAGGGAGUGCGGUACUUGAUGGAGAUGUUAGCCGAGAACUGCUUCAUCCAGACUCUGAACUUGUCCAACAAUGAGCUGAGAACAGAGGGUGCUGACGUCUUGUGCCAAAUGCUUCCGUUGAACAUUUCCCUGAAGUGCAUCAAACUUGCAGGAAACAAAUUGAUUGACGGUGACGCUGCCUUCUUCGAUGACGUUUUAUCUUCUAAUUUCAGAAUUUCAGAACUGGAUCUUAGCUACAAUGAGUUUGGAAACAAAGGAGCAGAAUUUCUGGGACACAUGCUAGCGAACAACGAAAGUUUAGAGAAACUGAACCUGAGCUGGAAUCAAAUCCAAACGCAGGGAGCAGUGGCCAUAAGCGCAGGAUUGCGGAUGAAUAUUACCUUGAAGGUCCUUGAUCUUUCCUGUAAUGGGUUCGGAAAUGAAGGUGCGUUGGCCAUGGGGGAGACACUGAAAUAUAACAACACCUUGCUUGAGCUCAACCUCAGCACCAACCACAUCAACAACGAGGGAGUUGCCAAUCUCUGCAAAGGAAUGGACGUCAAUGACAAUGUUAAGUUCCUGUAUCUGAAUAACAACCCUAUCACCGUGCAGGGUGCUGUCCGUCUUUUAGAGGUCAUGCAGAAAAAUGAAAAGACAAAUCUGGAAACAAUCAGCAUUCAGAAUGUACUGGUGAAUGAAACCUUCAUGGAUCUACUAAAGCCCAUUACUGCCAACCAUCCACUGUUUCAGAUUGAAAUUAGAGGCGUUGGUGGCUUAGUGUCUGGGGGGAGAACUCACCGAAUUGAUCCAAUGAAAGUGAUCCAGGAUUACCUCGACAAGCGCAAACUUCGACUCUCCGAUUUCUUCCGCAACAUGGACAAACUGGGAACCAUGACGUUGCCCGUGUCCGACUUCCGAAAAACUUUGCAGCAACUGAAAAUCCCAUUGGACCUCAUUCAAGUUGAGGAACUAAUCAACAAACUUGACAAGGAAAACACUGGUACAAUUGACUACAGGAAACUGGUGGACACCAGGAAGCAAAUGAUCCAUGAGCAACGGGAGCAACUCCGCAAGGAAGAAACCAGGCAGAGGAAGGAGAAGCAGAAGGCACAGCGGGUGCUGAAAACAUUCAGAAGUGCAAUAAAUGCCAUCACUCCCCGCAGUUCCACUGUCAUCUCAUCCAGUCACUUUAAGUUGCCAGAUAUCCAUCCACUCAAGUCUUCUAGCUCCCAGCAGUUAUCUAGCACGCCACUGAGCUCUUGGCACCAUGUGGUGGUCUCAAAUAGCAGUCGGUAUUCAAUGCCAACACUGAGCAAUGUUCAGUUGCACCACCAGUUGAGUCAUUCCAGCAAGACUCCCUUAGUUCCAGGUGCCAGGUUGGGUUCUUCCCCCCGGAUCCACUCAAUUUCUCAGCCUAAAAUGGUAUCCAAUGCGCAUAUACAUUCCCAGUCAUAGGAACAUAGAAAAUAGGUGCAGGAGGCCAUUUGGUCCUUCGAGCCAGCACUGCCAUUCAUUAUGACCAUGGCUGAUCAUCCACAAUCAGUCAUUGUCCUAUCGGGGACACAUGACAAUAAACUCUCUUGAAUCUUGAAUCUAACCCGUGCCUCCCUUCUCCCCAUACCCUUGAUUCCGCUAGCUCCUAGAACUCUAUCUAACUCUCCUUUAAAUUCAUCCAGUGAAUUGGCCUCUACUGCCUUCUGUGGCAGAGAAUUCCACAAAUUCACAACUCAAUGGGUAAAGUUUUUUUCUCAUCUCAGUUUUAAAUGGCCUCCCCCUUCAUUCUUAGACCAUGGCCCCUGGAUCUGGACUCCCCCAACAUUGGGAACAUUUUUCCUACAUCUAGCUUGUCCAGUCCUUUUUAUAAUGUUAUAUGUUUCUAUGAGAUACCCACUCAUCCUUCUAAAUUCCAGUGAAUACAAGCCCAGUCUUUCCAAUCUUUCUUCACAGUCCCGCCAUCCCGGGGAUUAACCGCGUGAACCAACCUUGCCUCAAUAGCAAGAAUGACCUUCCUCAAAUUAGGAGACCAAAACUGCACACAAUACUCCAGAUGUGAUCUCACUGUACAACUGCAGAAGGACCUCUUUACUCCAAUACUCAAAUCCUCACGUUAUGAAGGCCAACAUGCCAUUAGCUUUCUUUGUCAUGAUCUCCCAACUGGAGAGAAAUCCCGUGACCACGACUAGUCCAGAUAUUUCCUUCCACAUGGUGCAAGCAACACCAUUGAGGGAGAUGAAGACUAAAAAGUAAUAACAAUGAAACGUGGGGUAUUUUUGGUUAUUGGUUAUUUUCCUUCUCGCCCCUCCUCUUUGAAUAUGUGGUUAUAAACUUUGUUACGAAAAUCAUAACAAUGUUAUUGUAAUAGAUGAACAUUACAUUGUAAUCCAUUAACAGAACCAAAAAUGAGUCUAAACUGGGUGUAAAUGGCAAUGGGAGAAUUAUUAUUGCUGUGACCUAUCAGGAAAUGAUGGCAAAUGAUCUAAUCUGAAAUUGUUAACCUAAGCACUGAGGCUAGAAGAUUGUAAAGUGUCGCUGAUGUAAAAUGGUGUGUUGCUUCUUGAGCUUCAGUGGACAAUGUGGAAGAUAAAUGUCAGAUUAGAGUGAGGGUUGAGAUGGACAAUGAAAAUGGUAAAACACUGCAAGCUCAGGGCCACAGGUGAGGUGUUCAGCAAGGUUGUCUGUCAUUGUAGAGCUAUGAUUCCAGAGUUGUUGGGGAAAAAACUCAAGCUUAUCAUACAUUUUUGAAUUGUACUCAAAGUAUAAUGGAAUGUGUUAGUUCCUGUUUGGAAGCUAUCAUUUUUAAUAAACUGCUACAAACUCAGAUUUAGUACUCUUCAUUUUCAUAGCUGCGAAAUGAGCAGCCAUUUUUAACACACAUUUUAUAUGAGCUGGGAAACAUUUCCAGUCUCUCGGGUUCACACUCAUUGGUCCGAAAUUGUCUCCCUUCCUUCAUAACACCUGCUAGUUUCCGUUCAGAACAGUUGUUGCACAGUCGUUGUCACUAGACCAGUAAGUCAGCGAAAAUCUAGAGAUGCGAGUUCAAAUCCCACUACAGCAAGUAUGGAAAACUAGUCAUGAUGCGCAUGAAUUUUGCAAAACUCCAUCUGGCUCAUUAAUCUUUUUCAGUGAAGGAAAAGUGCCAUACUUAUAGAUUCAUACAGCAUGGAAACAGGUCUAUCUGCCGUGUUUAGCCCAUAUCUUUUCUAUCCAGGUAUCCGUACAAAUGUCUUUUAAAUUUUGUUAGAGACCUGCCUCAAUUACCUCCUCUGUCAGCUCGUUCCAUGUGCCCACCAUCCUCUGAGUGAAAAAGUUGCUGGGUUCCUAUUAAAUCUUUCCCCUUGAACCUAUGCCUCUUGAUACAACUGGCAUAACAAAUAGACCUAGGUAGGCCACCCAGCAUUGAUCUAGGCAUCAUGUUCACACACAACAGAGUUACCACAAGUUUGGUUCACAUUGCAAAACCUCUUCACAAGCAUCUGGGUCCUGAUAUCUAGCUUGGGAAUGCUGUUCUGGGUGUCAUGAAGGCACAUUAGGUAGAGCUGCUGCCUCACAGCUCUGGUGACCUGGGUUCACCCCUAGAAUCCACUGCUGUCUGAAUGGAGCUUGCAUGUAGACUGACUCCCCUUCCCCCCACUCUCCCCAAUCUUUGCACAUCCCCUAUCCUGACUUUUCGCUUGUAACUUUAAUUUCAUGUAUCUUGUUGCGUUUCAUGACUGUUGGCAGACCAAUUUCACUCCUGGGAUAGAUAAAAUUCUAUCGUAUCGAAAUCACAUUUGUGUAUUUACUUUCUUCGGUGUCUGAGAAGAUUCAGCACAUCCGUGGGGGUUCUCUUGAACCUCUGCAGAUAAUUUUAUUGUCUUUGUAGAAUUAGUUGUUGCCUUACUCCAAGAAGAUGAUCAUUUAACAAAAGGAAAAUACAAAUUUUCCAGCUUAGUUAUUAGUACCGGUACUUGUUUUUCUGAUAAGAAAAUUGGUGGACACUGCCUGGUCCAUCAUGGGUACUGACUUCCCCACCAUUGAAGGGAUCUUUAGAAGGCACUGCCUCAAAAAGGCAGCCCGCAUCAUCAAGGACCCACACCUCCCUAGCCGCGUUGUAAAUUCACUUCUGCCAUCGGGAGGAAGGUAUCAGAGUCUGAAAACUGAACUCCAGGUUUAAGAACAGCUUCUUCCCAACAACCAUCAGGCCACUGAACACUGCAAACACCAACUAAACCUCAAACUGCUUGAUUGUACUUGGGACUUUGGGCUUUAGUUUUCAAGUUUAUUUUGUUUAUUGUGUUAUUUACAAGUAUUGUAUUUACAGACCUGUAGGUUGCUGCAGGAAUUUUAUAGUUCCGUUUUUGAUACAUGUGACAAUUAAACACGCUUGAC